ACAGCCUGACUGAAACUCACUGAGGGGAGAGAGCGAGAGAUGUGCGACUGUUUUACUGACAGAUUUAAUUUACAGAAGAUCUUAUGAUUAUAUAUUUUUUAUUUCUUAGUCUGUAAUUAGAGCUGUUGAAUAUGUUUUACUGUGAUAUAACACUUAUAUAUGAACAUGUUAGCUUGAUAGCCGGUCCUGCUAGCUAUAUAAGUACCGAAAUUAGAGUUAGCUAACUGUGGUGAGCUCAAUGACCAGAGAUUUAUGCAAAUAACAAGAAGUUAUUUUUAUCGACACAGAGAGAGAGAGAGAGAGAGAGAGAGAGAGAUUGAUUUACUGACUGGGCUGUCCGUGCUCUCUCUUGUUAGUGAAUUAGCUUUAGAAGUGAGAGGAUUAAAGUUUAUUCUGGUUAAAUAACUAGCUGCUGUACUAGCAGAGUUAGAUAUUCUUAGCUAGUUGUCUAAUCCUGACCGAGACUAUGGCAGGUGAUGUAAAGCGCAUUCCUGAGCUGGAGCAGCAGAAAUAUGACGCAGAUGAACAGGUGAAGAUUAUCUGCCUCGGGGACAGUGCAGUGGGCAAGUCCAAAUUGAUGGAGAGAUUUCUUAUGGAUGGAUAUCGACCUCAGCAACUGUCCACCUACGCGUUGACAUUAUACAAAUACACCACCACUAUCAACGGCAAGCCUGUGCUGGUCGAUUUCUGGGACACAGCUGGUCAAGAGCGCUUUCAGAGCAUGCACCCGUCUUACUACCACAAAGCACACGCUUGUAUCAUGGUCUUUGACGUUCAGAGAAAAGUAACAUAUAAGAAUCUUUCCAGCUGGUAUAAAGAGCUGAGAGAAUACAGACCUGAGAUUCCCUGUUUGGUGGUGGCGAAUAAAAUAGAUGCUGACAUGAGAGUGACACAGAAGAGCUUUAACUUUGCUAAGAAGCAGGGACUGCCUUUCUACUUUGUGUCUGCUGCUGAUGGAACUAAUGUGGUCAAGGUUUUCAAAGAUGCUAUAAACAUGGCUUUAUCUUACAAGAAGAACUCCAGUGACUUUAUGGAUGUGGUCAUGAGAGAACUGGAGAACUUUGAUUUGGAGGGCAAAGAAGAGUCGGCUGAUGAAGAAGAAGAGGAGGGAAAAGCAGACUGACGCUCUCGGCGUGUGGUGGGAGCAGAAUGGUUUGUCUCUGCAUUAGAUUCCUGUUAAAAUCACAGCUGCUCACCAACUGCCCUGAAGAGUUCACGAGCCGUUCAAACAAAAGUGAAACCAGCAGGGACAAAGCUCUACCUCAGGUGUUAGAUCAAUCCCUGUUACCUACUACACUGAAUAUUCAGUGCAUGUAAUAAAUGUUUGUGUGGCUUUAGAAGGUCUUAGAAGCACACUGUAAAUGCUUUUCAAGUCCAGUGCAGGUGUUCUAGGUACAGUGAUGUGUGGGUUUUUCAGACAUUUUAAAUUCUGGAUGCAGCUGUUCAGGAACGUGGGUUGGCGGCCAUGGUGAAAUCUCACACCGUGUGUGCGUAAAUAUGUAGCAGAGAGCCUGUUAUUUGAUAUCGAUUGUGUUUUUUUUUUUUUUUUCUCAUCAGUGGAUGAGAAACAGUGGAAAGCCUUGAUGACACUAAUGAUGUAUAACAGUUAUUCCACGAAAUCGAGUCGUACACAAGCUGAUGGCUGAUGAGGCAUGAAGCGCCGAGUUGGCUAUAAGACAUAUACGACAAGAUUGAGUGGAAUAACUGUUUUAUUCUAUCCACAUUCACUGGAUUUUGAGAAACGGAGCAUUUUGUUUUUGCAAAUAUGAUGAAUAAAAACUUCAUACAAAGGUCUGACAAAAUAAUUUCUGCUUAGAAUGUAAACAAACUCGCGAAAUGACAGUGGCAAUUUGUGAAAAAUGCUAGAAUAGUUCUUGAAAAAUAAAAAAAAUGUACUCUUACCAUCAAAUACUUUAAUUCCAUAUUUUGUUGCUGCCUUUUUUUUUUUUGGUAUUUUUUGGGGUUUUGUUUUCAAUUAGAGUUUUUAUUUCCUCCUCGGUUGGUUCAGCAACAUGUGCCGCCAUGAUGUUUUUCUUCUUUAGGUUUUUUUUUUUUUUUAGCUGUUGGCAAAGCAAGUUAAAGGUGCAUUACUGCCACUGACUGGGCUGGAGUGUGGAA
This is a messenger RNA of Neoarius graeffei (lesser salmon catfish), 2118 nucleotides long. It is a transcript of the gene rabl2, whose product is annotated as RAB, member of RAS oncogene family-like 2. Gene Ontology annotation, cellular component: endosome; Golgi apparatus. The coding region runs from base 467 to 1123 and encodes 218 amino acids. The transcript has 8 exons. Gene Ontology annotation, molecular function: GTPase activity; GTP binding. The record is from RefSeq and is a predicted model, not a curated record. Lineage: Eukaryota; Metazoa; Chordata; Actinopteri; Siluriformes; Ariidae.